AUGGUUAAAUACUUUCUUCAAGCCCUGGAGCGCACUUACUAUGGCCACUUGAUCUCAGCCAUUGGUAAGUCAUUCAAUGAUGUGGUGAAGAUGGGAGAAAUGGUGGAAGAGGGCCUCAAGUCGAGUAAGAUCAUGAGCUAUUCUGCUAUAAAAGCAACCACCCAGGCAAUCCAGAAUGGUACCGGAAGUUUGCUAGGCAAGAAGAAGAAGGAAGAUGUCGCUAUGGUUGUCUCCGGAUCAUGGAAUGGCCCCAGGGGUUCACCUCAUCAAUACACCCAUCCUCGACCCCGACCUCAAACCUACACUCAAGCUCCAUAUAAUCCACCUCAACAUUACUUUUCCCCGCAAAAACCCCAAUACUCAGCCAGGCCAUCCCAAUACCUUGUUCACCAUGCACAGUCAUAUGCUCAACCCCCUCUUUACCCGCAAUGGCAUGCUCCAGCUCCGCAGAAUAUCUACCCAGCUCCACAAAAUACAUAUCCACCUCCACAACCCUUCCAAAACCUUACCGGUUCAAACUUUCGACCAAGGCCGGAGUAUAGAAGAGAGAGGCAGCAGCGAAACAAACUUUUACCCCGCUUGGAGAGUCCUAUGCUAGUUUGUUUCAAAGGGCAUGACAUAGAGAAGUUCUGGCGUUUGAAAACGGCAAUCCAGGAGCUCAUUUAUACGAACCAAAUUGUAGUCCAAAGCCCAGACGCGCCAAACAUCAACCGAAACCCUUUGCCAGCCCAUGAAGAGACACAUAUGAUUGAAAUAGUUCACAAGGAUGGGGAACCCAAGAAGUCUUCUAAGUCCGUCAAGAUGAUUCGGGCCAGUGAAAGUAAUUUGGUCAAAGCUUUAGAUUCGACCAAAGCAAAGCCUCUGACGGUUGAGGGGGGGACAGAAAAGCAGAGCUCGCUCGAUUUGAAACCACCGGUGUUGGUCGUGAAAGGGAUGUCAAAAGAUAUUGGGGCAAGUCCAGAAAGCCCAAAAGUGUUAGUGCCAGGGAUUCCAAGUAAGCCUGUCAUAGUUGUGAAGGGGGCUCCUAUUACCCCUAUCAUCAUUAAACCAGUAACCCAGCUGCCAGUGGUGGAUGCCAAGGCUGUUCCGUGGAAUUAUAGACAAGUGAUAGUGACAUACAAAGGAAGAGAAAUAGAGGAAGAAGUUAAUGAAACUGGAGGAUUGACUCGUUCUGGGAGAAGUUUCUCCCCAGAAGAAUUAAGGAAAGCCAAGCCAUUCAAGGAUAGCCAAAUGCCAGUAAUGAAAUCGGUCACCGAGGAAGAGGCUGAGGAGUUCCUGAAAAAGAUGAAAGUGCAGGAUUAUUCCAUUGUGGAUCAGGUCUUGAUGAAGAUUUUGAAUGAGGCCCAUGUUCCUGAUAAGAUCACGGUGAAUCACUUGGAAAAGAUAGCUAGCAAGAUCUUUGAAGUCAACAGGAUCACUUUCUCAGAUGAUGAACUUCCUAUGGAGGGUACAGAACACAACCGAGCUCUUUAUCUCACGGUGAAGUGCGAAGAUUCUGUUGUCUCAAGGGUUUUGGUUGAUAAUGGCUCUAAUUGGCACCGAAAGAAUCCACUUGAACAGUGUGUGUGUUCGAGCUUUGAUGGGGGAGGUAAAGAUUCUGUCGGAGAUAUAAUGCUCGAAUUGUCGAUAGGGCCUGUCGAGUUCACCAUGGAAUUCCAAGUGUUAGACGUGGUUGUCUCCUACAAUCUGUUGUUGGGCAGGCCUUGGAUACAUGCUGCUAAGGUAGUCCCGUCUUCUCUGCACCAAAUGGUGAAGUUCGAAUGGGACAGGCAGGAAAUAGUUGUGCACGGUGAUGAGGACUUGUCAACUU
Molecule: messenger RNA, 1810 nt
Organism: Nicotiana attenuata
Lineage: Eukaryota; Viridiplantae; Streptophyta; Magnoliopsida; Solanales; Solanaceae
Exons: 4
Source: RefSeq, a predicted model, not a curated record